This is a messenger RNA of Macadamia integrifolia, 1466 nucleotides long. RefSeq lists its product as uncharacterized. NCBI's taxonomy places the organism in Eukaryota, Viridiplantae, Streptophyta, Magnoliopsida, Proteales, Proteaceae. The record is from RefSeq and is a predicted model, not a curated record. The transcript has a single exon. The coding region runs from base 304 to 1215 and encodes 303 amino acids.
GCCAGAUCUCUCAAUAAAUACCAUCAUUGACUGUCCCCCUUUACUCCCUUUCGCCUUUGAAUAUUCAUAACAGAUGAUGCGCCUCUUUGUUUGCACUUGACCCACUCCUACUCCCACUCCCACUCCAAUCCUAAAACCGAACGCCUUUCUCUUCUCCAACAAAUGCUCAUCUGAAUCUCCCGUUGGAAGAAAAAGCCCAAUUAACCAUGUCGCAUAGUCGAUCUCACAACAAAAAAAUCACCACAGUCGAAGUUUUCAGUCUCUGUAGUCUCUUUUAGAGUGAAAACCUUGACGACGCCCAAAAUGGGUUGCUGUGUCAGCACAAACAAGGCUCAAGGGAAACAGGCUAAGGUCUCUAACUUAAAAGAUGCAGCAAGGGAUGGCGCAUCUCAUCCUGUUCUACGUCCAUUUGAAGAGGAGACUGUGAAGGAAGUGCUCUCGGAGACUCCAACCUCAAAACAAUCUUUCUGCAAUGUGGAAGCCCAGAAGAUCCCUAAGCCCUCUUUCCCCAAGAUCGAAAAGGAAAAGGAAAAGCCUUCUCCACCACCAACUCCUCCUCUAGAUCAUUCCUCUUUCACCAAGAAGAUUGAAGAAGGAGCUAAUAAUAUCGAGAGAAGAACAACUCUGCCUCCUGAUCCAUCUCCAACAGUAGAUGAGAUUUCUGAAAUGUCGGACAUGUGUAGCUUGAGUGAGACCUUGUCCACCACAACAAUUGGGGAUGGUGAGGCCCGGCAGAGAGUAGACAGAUCUCCAGCAAAGGCCCUCAGGAAGCUUCCUGGAAGCGGGGAAUUACCCGGGAGGAUGGAAAGGGGAGGGAAGUCUUCUCCGGCGAGAAGGAUGGACCAAUCGCCGGGCCGGAGAAUUGACAACAAUGGCAUGAAACCAUCUCAGAUUCAUCAGAGCACAAAGGACAUGAGUGGCAGUGGUGGUGGUGGAGAUGGUUAUACGAGAAAUCGACGGAUCCCAGGGAGCGGCCGUGGUACGAGACGAGAUCUGGGGGAGAGUUCUGGAAGAAGGUCCAGGUCUCCGGCGACAGGACCCGCUUUGGGGCGGAGCCCAUCGUGGAGAGCCGUGAGGUCCCCUAGUCAGAUCACUGCUUUGGAUCAGGACAACGGACGGAGACCGGAGGAAGCGAGAGAGGAGGAGGCGAAUUGGCCGACGAACGAGUCCCUAGAGAACCCACUUGUCUCAAUGGAAUGCUUUAUCUUUUUGUAGAACAAAUUAUUAGAAGAUUAGCAACAGAGGUGGUCAAACAAUCGAAACAGUCUAAAUUUAAUUUCUAGAUCCUGAAUUGAUGCAUUGCAAUUCAAUUUGGAGGCGAAACUCAGACGAUGUAAGCAUACAAUUACCACGACAUUGUUUCUCGCCGGCGACGAUGUUUGCCGGUAUAUAGCCGUUAUUUUGUCCGCUUCUCUUUCCCCAUCUGUUUGUCCUCUAAUCCUCUUUAUAUACUUUUCAUUUUUCUA